AUGUUUUCUAAAGAGGAUUCACAAAAAGGCUGUUUUUUGGAACAAACCAAAGCAGCUAGAGAGGAAAGAGCUAAUGAGAAAAAAAGAGAAAAUCUUAUAAUUUCUUUACAAGCCCAUAUAAGAGGAUGGCACUUUCGAAAAAAAUUUACAACCGAAAGUUUAAAAUUAAUUGAUGAUAUUCUUCCAAAGGAAGUGGAAGACAAAUUUCAAUUAAAGCCUGCAUUAACGGUUUUUAAUGCUGCUCAACAAUUUUUAUAUGUUUGGAAUCCGGAUAGGGAUUUGUCAAGAUUUGAAAAUUUAUGUAGAUAUAUAGUCUCAAGUCUUGAAUCAUCUUCAAAAGAUUUAAAUUAUUCUGGAUUAAUAUUGGUGAAAGAAAAAGCACUUCAUUGGAUAACCCACAUUAAAAAAAUAUUAAAAAUAUGUUGCUCUAUAUUGGAAACUCUAAGACCGGAAAUUCCAUCAGAUACGAAAUUAAUUUUAAUUUAUUUACACACCCUUGUAGCCUUUACAGGAAUUAAAACAUGGCAAUUUUUAAACAAUAACAAAUUUAAUGUGGUGAAGCCUGGUUUAAUUAAAAUCUGUUCUAAUAUAGUAGAUUUUUUAGUAACAGAAAAAUUAUAUAGAACAUUAAAGAUAUUACUUCUUAAAGGACUUGGAAGGAACAAAAUAGCCUUAAAAAAUGUAUCUUUGACAGCAAUAGUGACCUUAUCAACUUUACCUUUAAUAAAUUCAGAUUUUUCAAAUAAAAUGAUGACAAUGUUUCUGAUAGAAAUUUUAAGCAUUCCCGGAUUAAUUCUUCAUAUUGAUCAAUUAGCACCGGAUUGUUUAUGUAUGAUAGAAAAACAUAAAAUAUUGGUUAAGACUACAAAACUAUUAAAUAAUGAACAAAAUACAAAAAUAAUAUUUAAUGCUUUGGAGGGAAACUAUGCACUUUGCCUCCUUGGAAAUAUAAUUCAUUUAUGUUACAUUGAAAGGGAAUCAACAUUAAAUGAAUUUUACUUUCCAGAAGUAACUUUUAUUUUAACUAGAAUUAUGGAAAGUUGCCAACAGUAUGUUGCCACAAAACAAUCGAAUUUAACUCAUUGGCAUCCAAUAUUGGGUUGGUUUGCUCAGAAUAUCGAUUCCAAUCUUCAAGAUGCUGUACCUCAUGUAAAGAGUCAGCUUCAUUUAUUAUGGAGUUAUCCAAUUGUGAAAAUAAUGCUUGGAUCUCCGCUUCAAAAAAUUCUUAGCGAUUUAGAAAUGAAUAAUUCUAUUAGUCCCACAAACACUCCCAGAACAGCGACAAACAUUUUGAAAAGAGUUGUGGAAAAUAGGGGAGGACGGAACAGUUCGACAAAAGCCCUUAUUAAACUUGGUGGCAACGAAUGUUCCAAAAUGGCUCACUUGUGUGCUCUUUAUCAAACAGCACUUAGAACGUUUACUCAAUUAAAACUGGAUAUUUUAACCGGGUUAUGUUAUCAGGAUCAAAUACUUUAUAAUUUGUGGCGAUUUUUUGGACUUUUCGGUUCGAAUUACGGAUCGAAAGCAUUUUUAGAACUUUUAACAAUCAAUCCGAACUGUACGUUUCCUCAUUUUUUAAUGCUUCAACUCUUUUGCGAUUGCAUGACUCAUUACGUAAUAAUUUUAGACGAUUUGGAAAUGUUCACUCAGCAAAAACCUUUUCGUCUAUCGGAUUUCGUCGCCAUGUCUAGUUUUUUAAAUAAUUUCCUGUACAAAGCACUCCUACAAAAUUUAUUCGAUGUCAAAAAUUUAAAUUUAAAUCCGUUAUUUCAAUCGAUGCACACGUUGCUUUUGGUAUUAUAUCGUCGUGAUUGCAGAAGAAACUACACACCCGAUAAUCAUUGGUUGAUAAAAGACAUUAAAGUUUGCACUUUUAUUAGCGAUUUAGAAAAAGGGAAAAAGAACACCCAAGCUUUAUUGCAAAAAAUGCCUCACAUCAUUCCGCAUUUCGAAAGAGUUCAACUUUUCAGAAAAUAUAUUUCGAAUGAAAAAGCGGUUUACGGACUGACAGAAUCUGCUUGCGCUUCACCUCAUUCAACCCUUAUAACCGUUCAUCGAAAAAGAAUUGUGGAAGAUGGAUACCGUCAGUUGGCACUCCUUCCAUCGCGAGCAUUAAAAGGAGUCAUUCGUGUUAGAUUUGUCAAUGAGCAAGGAUUGGAUGAAGCGGGAAUCGAUCAAGAUGGCGUUUUCAAAGAAUUUUUAGAAGAAACCAUCAAGCGAGUAUUUAAUCCUUCGCUUAAUUUAUUUCGAGUUACCAGCGAGGAAAGACUUUAUCCCUCUCCGACAUCCCAUUUACAAGAUCAUCAUUUACAAUUAUUUGAAUUUGUCGGUCGAAUGCUUGGAAAAGCCGUGUACGAAGGGAUAGUUGUCGACGUACCAUUCGCAUCGUUUUUUUUAAGUCAAUUAUUAGGUCAACAGCAUCAAGCAUUAUAUAGUUCAAUAGAUGAACUUCCCUCACUGGAUCAAGACCUGUAUCGUUCUUUGACUUUCAUCAAGCAUCAUCAGGGAGACGUUCAAGAGCUGGAUUUGACAUUUUCCGUUGACGAAGAUUAUCUUGGAAAAAUAGUAACGCACGAAUUAGUUCCCGGGGGAAAAGCUAUUCCCGUCACGAAUGAAAACAAAAUUAAUUAUAUUCAUCUCAUGUCUCAUUUCCGGAUGCACACACAAAUCAAAGAUCAAACUGCUGCUUUUAUAAGAGGAUUUAGAUCUUUGAUAAAUCCAGAAUGGUUAUCACUGUUUUCAACACCGGAGCUUCAAAGAUUAAUUUCCGGUGACAACGUGCCUUUAGAUUUAAAAGACCUUAGAAAACACACUCAAUACUAUGGAGGAUUUCACGAUUCUCAUCGUGUUGUCGGAUGGCUUUGGGAUAUUUUGGAUAAGGAUUUUAACGAAGAAGAAAAAAGAUUAUUUUUAAAGUUUGUGACAAGUUGUUCUAAACCACCGCUUUUGGGAUUUGCUCAUUUGGAGCCUCCAUUUUCGAUUCGUUGCGUCGAAGUCGGCGACGAUGAGGACACGGGUGACACGAUCGGAAGCGUCAUAAGAGGUUUUUUCACUAUAAGGAAAAAAGGACCGCAAAAUCGUUUGCCCACAUCGUCGACGUGUUUCAAUUUAUUAAAGUUGCCAAAUUAUCAAAAGAAAAGUACACUGAGAGAAAAAUUAAGAUAUGCAGUUUCGAGUAAUACCGGAUUCGAAUUAUCUUAG
Pediculus humanus corporis (human body louse) is the source of this 3201-nucleotide messenger RNA. RefSeq names its product ubiquitin-protein ligase, putative. Gene Ontology annotation, biological process: ubiquitin-dependent protein catabolic process; protein polyubiquitination. NCBI's taxonomy places the organism in Eukaryota, Metazoa, Arthropoda, Insecta, Psocodea, Pediculidae. The transcript is spliced from 15 exons. The record is from RefSeq and is a predicted model, not a curated record. Bases 1 to 3201 code for a protein of 1066 amino acids. Gene Ontology annotation, molecular function: ubiquitin protein ligase activity; protein binding.